AUGCCAAGGGGCAAUGGACAAGGCGCAAAAGAAACGACUGGUGAUGGAGGACAAUUGAUGGCCAACACACAGUUUUACGUGCACUAUCAAGGAUGGGCCAAGGAAUGGGACGAGUGGGCCAAGGAAGAUGUUGUACAAGCCAAGAAGGAGAAAAAACUAAUGAAAGAGAAACAAACAAGUUCAGGUGGAAUGGAUUCACUUCGUUCUUGCAAGUCGCCGUUCAAGCGGUUGAAACGAAAUGUAGAGAAUGACUAUGAAGAGUGUUCAGGACUCAAGGAGCAAAAUCAAACAGAGAAAAUGAAGCCUAACGUUAAUCAGAUUAUCAAGACAUGCUUGGAGUUCAAAAAGUCAAAGGUGCGGAAUGGCCAGGUGAGCGAUAAGAAGGAAUACACGAACGUUGAAGGUAUUAUGGAAGGAGUGCAGUCCUAUUUUGAUCGUGCAUUGAGCUCCAUUCUGCUCUAUCGCAUGGAACAUCGACAGUAUCAGGAGCUCCGCCAAGAGGAGACAGAGGGCGUGCCACUCUCGCAGAUCUAUGGCGCCGAACAUCUUAUCCGUCUAUUUGUUUUAUUGGCAAGCUCCAACAUUUCGCCUCGCGCGUUACUUCAGAUCCAGGCUCGUCGAAAUGACUUUUUCAAGUUUGUUCAAAACAAUGCGUCUGCGUGGUUUGUAACCGAGUAUGAAGCUGCAUCGGAAAAGUUUGUAGAACAAGCUAACAGCAGCGCAGUCGAUUAUCUACAUGAUCACUACGUGGGAGACUUGGAUUCUCGUCAUAGUGUUGUUCUAUGCUGCUUUUCAGCUUCAUUUCUUACCUAA
This is a messenger RNA of Peronospora belbahrii, 813 nucleotides long. Lineage: Eukaryota; Oomycota; Peronosporomycetes; Peronosporales; Peronosporaceae. The record is from the annotation of a GenBank genome assembly.